Molecule: messenger RNA, 1924 nt
Organism: Brassica napus (rape)
Lineage: Eukaryota; Viridiplantae; Streptophyta; Magnoliopsida; Brassicales; Brassicaceae
Product: transcription factor ORG2-like
Exons: 2
Coding region: 1157-1924 (255 amino acids)
Biological process (GO): regulation of transcription by RNA polymerase II
Cellular component (GO): RNA polymerase II transcription regulator complex
Molecular function (GO): RNA polymerase II transcription regulatory region sequence-specific DNA binding; DNA-binding transcription factor activity, RNA polymerase II-specific; protein dimerization activity
Source: RefSeq, a predicted model, not a curated record
UAAAAAUAUAUACUUGUAAACAGAUUUUUUCUAUUUUUUUUAUCAACAAAGUUGUUACAUAUUAAUAAAAUGUUAUUAAGCGUAUCUCAGAUAGUAAUGCUUAAAUAGAUAGUUGUGUUUAGGCUUGGCUAUUUCGGGUAUCAAUUCGGUUCAGUUCGGACAUUUUGGAUAUCGCAUAGUUCAGAUGGGGGCUAGAAGAUAGAAUUAAUAACUUAUUUAUUUUCGGUUCGGAUUUGGUUCUGAUUGUUUUGGGUUAGAUUCGUUGUAGAUAAUUAAAUUAGUAAGGAAAAAUACCAUAUAAAAAAAAAAGAAUUUGGUUAUCUUUGGUUCCGAUUUGGUUCCUAAAUACCCGAACCCGGCCCGGACCUGAUAUGGACCCGAAAAAUCACGGGUUUUUUAAUUAUAGACUCGAACCGACCCGGACCCGAGAAGAACCGACCCGAACCCGACUUGGAAAUUUCUAAGUACCUAUUGAGUCUAAAUAUUUAGGAUCCGAAAGACCCGGACCCGAAAGGAACCGGUCCGAACCCGACCCGAAGACCCGAACGCCCAUGCCUAGUUUAUACAUCUGCCAUCAAGUUGUAACUGAUAAAUAUUAUAAUGGCUUUGUUGUAUUAAAUAACGAAAUCUGGAUUUGUUUAUGAUAAAAAAAUUCGAAAUGCUUACCAAUAGGCUUACACCAUGAAAAUGCUUAUGUAUAGGCUUACAACAUCGAAAACGAUUGGGACGAGGACGACGCCGAAAGCAUCUUUCCACCUGAUUUCCACGAGCCACCAACAAUUUCUCUAAGCUGAGUCAUCUUUCAGUAUGCAAAUAAUAAUCUUAGUAGAGUUUUAAAACAUGUAAUGCUCGUGUUUGGGUUUUUUUACAAUAUUAUCUAUUCGUGACUGGUCCUACUUCUGUGUGGAACAUAGGCUCUGGCUCGUGUCAACAUGUGCCAUCUAUGGAGACCUAGAUAAUUCUUUUUAUAGUAUGAGAAGUCGUUGUCUUAACGAAUAAAACAUACUCCUAUUAUAUAGUUCCUUGAUUAAUAAUUAAAACAUAUAUUUUAUUUCUUUAACCCUUUGCCCGUAUACAUAUACGGGACUCAAUAAUCUUCCAAUCGAAACAGCUUCAAGAGAUAGAAAUUCUAAAAAUAUCAUUAAUUAAACCAAAAAUGUGUGCAUUAGUCCCUCCACUGUUCCCCGACUUUGGGUGGCCGUCGACGGCAGGUUACGAGAGCUACUACCUCGGCGGAGAAAACCUCAACAACGACAUGUUUCUUGAUUUUCCGGUUGUGGAAACUUAUGGAGUAUUGGCUCAUCAUCAGAACAGCUUAGGAGUUUCUGUUUCGUCGGAGGGAAAUGGAAUAGACAACAACCCGGUUGUUAAAAAGAAGCUUAAUCACAAUGCUAGUGAGCGUGACCGUCGCAAGAAGAUCAACUCUUUGUUUGCAUCUCUCCGCUCAUGUCUUCCAACCUCAGAUCAAUCGAAAAAGCUAAGCAUUUCAGCCACCGUUUCACGAAGCUUGAAGUACAUACCAGAGUUGCAAGAGCAAGUGAAGAAGUUAUUACAAAAGAAGGAAGAACUCUUGGUUCGAGUAUCAGGUCAACGAGACAUUGAACUUUACGUUAAGCCACAACCAAAGGCAAUUGCAAGUUAUGUCUCCACUGUUUCCGCGACUAGGCUUGGAGACAACGAAGUGAUGGUCCAAAUCUCAUCAUCCAAGAUUCAUAACUUCUCGAUAUCUAAAGUGUUAACUGGGUUAGAAGAAGAUGGUUUUGUUCUUGUGGAUGUUUCAUCUUCAAGGUUUCAAGGGGAAAGGCUUUUCUACACUUUGCAUCUUCAAGUAGAAAAUAUGGAUGAUCAUUACAAAAUGAAUUGCGAAGAGUUAAGUGAAAGGAUGUUGUACUUGUACGAGGAAUGUGAAAAUUCAUUUAGGUGA